Messenger RNA from Paramecium tetraurelia, 1773 nucleotides. RefSeq lists its product as uncharacterized. NCBI's taxonomy places the organism in Eukaryota, Ciliophora, Oligohymenophorea, Peniculida, Parameciidae. Gene Ontology annotation, biological process: microtubule cytoskeleton organization; protein polyglutamylation. The transcript has 7 exons. The record is from RefSeq and is a predicted model, not a curated record. Gene Ontology annotation, cellular component: cilium. Gene Ontology annotation, molecular function: tubulin binding; tubulin-glutamic acid ligase activity.
AUGUUGGAAAAUCAAAUGUUGUAAUUUUUGAAUUCAGACUUUUAACAAUUUACAUAAUUAGAUAAGCAGGAUAAGCAAGAUGAGAAUACUGAGACUGAAGUUCCAAAUACCUCUCAAAGACAAUUGAGAGUUAAGAGUUUUGAGGAAAAGCCUGCCAAUAAACCAUUAAAUUUGAUAUUCUAAAUGUUGUUGCAGAAGAAAACACAGAAAAGACAAUAAAUCAAAGUGGAUCCAAAAUCAAUACCUUUGUCUAUUAAUCUCUCUAUUCAAGUGUAAGAGUUACCAAUUAUACGUAAAAUUAUGGAGAAGAAUGAAUGGAAAAAGGCUCAUAAUUUUGAUGGAGACAUCUUAUGGUGCGGUCCUGAUAAUGUUCAAUAAGCCAAACAAUUUACUUACGAUUUUGCAAUGGUCUUUAUGAAUUUAUGCAUCAGUAGAAUUCCUGGAGCUAAACUUAUCUCUACAAAAAAGGAAACUACGUCAAUCAUGGCUAAAAUGAGAUAGUAUAAUAUGUGUCAUAUUAUAUUAGAUAUUUUCCGUCUAUUUAUAAUUUUUAUCCAAAAACCUACACCAUGCCAGAGGAUUUACAUGAAUUCAUUGAGGAUUUUGAAAAAAAGGAUGGCAUCUCCUACAUAGCUAAACCCGAUAAGGGAACUUAGGGUUAAGGAAUCUUCAUAGUCAGCUAAAUAGAAGAUUUAUUCAACAAUGGUGUCAAGGAUGUCUCCUAUAUAAAGAAAAACUAUAUUAUAUAAGAGUAUAUAAGCAAUCCCUUACUAUUGGAUGACAAGAAAUUCGAUUUUCGAUUCCUAUAUAAACGAAGAAGGCUUAGCAAGAUUGUGCACUGAAAAUUAUUAGGACAUCACAUCAAGUAAUCUCUCUAAUGUUUAUAUGCAUCUAACAAACUAUUCAUUAAAUAAAAAUAGUCAAAAUUUUAUUAUUCAUCCUCCAGAUUUCCAGAAAAUGAAUCUUGGAACUAAAAGAACUUAUACAUCAGCCAAAAAGACAUUGAUGAAAAUGGGCAUCGAUGUUCCCAAAUUAAAAUUGAGGAUUGAACAAACCAUUGUAAGAUUCUUAUAUGGAAUUGCUCCCUUUUUAUUAAAUUCAACCAGAGAAGUCUAUCAAGACAAGUGGGAAAAAGCUAAUUGUUUUCAUGUUAUUGGAUUUGAUAUCUUGAUUGAUAAAGAUCUAAAGCCUUGGAUUAUUGAGAUUAAUGCUAAUCCUAGUUUGGAGAUCACUUAAGUAGUUUAAAAUGCAAAUGGAAGUAAAAGAGUAGAGACAAGUUCAUUAGAUGCUUUUGUUAAAACUAAAGUAAUUGAAGAUGCUUUCAUUAUUGCAGUUAAAACACCUUAGGAAUAAAUUGAAUAGAUUGGUAAGGGGAAGUAUUGUAAUAGUUAUAAGAUGAUUAUUGACGGUUAACCACCUAUUGAGAAUUUAGAUUUGUUCUAUAAAUUGGUUGAUCUGUACAGCAAUCUUUGUGGAUUGAGAUAUGGCAAUUUGAAUUAAAUGAGAUUUUGCAGAUUGGCUAAUAAUCCUCAGUUGAUUAAUGAAUUGCUAAUAAAAUCAGAUUACGAUUUGAUUUACAAAAAAAUCUAGUUAAAAUCAUUAUAGACAGAUUUGAAUUUUCUGGGCUUCAUUGAAGCUAUCGAAUCUAUCUCGGAAAAGCUUUUGAAAAGGAAAGCUUCGAAUUAUACAUUAUAAAAGGCUGUGACCUAUGUUGUAAAUAUGGCUUUAAAGGCUCCUCAAUCAUAGUAAAGACCUUUGACUGCAAAAAGAUGA